UGAAAGUUUCAGGAAGUGAAGAAACUCGAGGCGCUUCUGUUUUUCAACACAAAUCACAUUUUUACAGUGAUGUGCUGAAGAAGUUUGUAGGUCUGUAAACAUCACAGGAGUCUGAUCUAAGACGAGAGAAAGUGUUUGUUUUCUCAAGGAUCACAUCCCAUCAGAACUCAAAUCAAAGGGUGUUUAUGAGCGGGAUCGAGGGCCAUCAUGAGUCGUCCGCCCUCCAUGCAGUCUCAGAUGUGUGGCCCCUGGGAAUUGAAGGAACGUUUGGGGACCGGAGGAUUCGGGAAUGUCACACUCUGGCAAAAUAAGGACACUAGUGAUCAGAUCGCCAUCAAACAGUGUCGGCAGGAACUCAGUGCCAAAAACAAGGGCAGAUGGAGUUUAGAGAUACAGAUCAUGAAGAGGUUGAAUCACAUGAAUGUUGUGGCAGCGAGAGACGUUCCAGAAGAACUCCAGAAACUGGCCACGAAUGAUCUUCCAUUACUGGCUAUGGAGUACUGUCAGGGCGGAGACCUACGCAAGUAUCUGAAUCUCCUGGAGAACUGCUGUGGGAUGAGAGAGACCGCUGUACUGACACUCAUUCAGGACAUAUCCUCGGCGCUCACGUACCUUCAUGGGAUGAGAAUUAUUCAUCGAGACCUUAAACCAGAAAACAUCGUCCUUCAGCAGGGAGAGAAGCGGUUGGUUCAUAAGAUCAUAGAUCUGGGAUACGCUAAAGAGUUGGAUCAGAGCAGUCUCUGUACGUCUUUCGUCGGGACGCUGCAGUAUUUGGCUCCUGAGCUGUUGGAACAGCAGAAAUACACGGGCGCUGUGGAUUACUGGAGCUUUGGGACGCUGGUGUUUGAGUGUAUCACAGGAUUCAGACCCUUUCUGCCAACCUGGCAACCCGUUCAGUGGCACAGCAAGGUGUCAAAGAAACACGAGAGAGACAUUGUGGUUUAUGAGGACCUGAUGGGAGAGGUUAGAUACUCUGAACAUCUGCCUCAUCCACACAAUCUCAACAAACUGUUAGCCGGUGAACUGGAGCGCUGGUUACAACUGAUGCUCCGAUGGUCACCUAAAGAGAGAGGUAAAGAUCUGAAACAACAGAGCAGAGAGAGUCAAGACGCACCUAAAGAGCCGGAGGAGGACAGUAAAGAAACCUCAGACACAGGAAGAGACCCUCCGAAGGGAACCUGUUUCUGUUUUGAUGAAUUGAGAAGCAUUCUCAAUCUGAAGCUGGUGCACGUGUUGAACAUGACCACCUCUGAAAUAUUCACCUACACCGUACAGCCGGAUGAUGAUGUGGCGUCCCUCCAGGAGCGAAUCGCACAGGACACUCGCAUCCUUCCGGCCAAUCAGGAGCUGCUCCUGGAGGCGGGACUUGCCCUCGAGCCGCACAAUAACAUCAUGCAGUGUGCCAUCGAUUAUAGCAUGUUGGACAUGCGGCGAGCCGAAGAGCCGCUGGUUUUUCUCUUUGAUCGUUCCUGCAGCAGUUAUGAGCCGCAGUUCAGUCCCAGAGUCCUGCCGGAAAACAUCCGAUUCAUUCAGAACGACAGCAAGCGCACGCUAGCAUACGGCUCUCAGAGACGCACGUUGGGUCAAGCGUGGCACACCAUCCGCUCGCUCAGAGAAGACUGGCAGAGACUUCAGCAGGGACAGAAAGUGGCCAUAAUGAGUCUUCUCAGACACAAUGGAACGCUGUCGAAGCAGAAGAAUGAGAUGGUGUCCAUGCAUCAGAGACUUAAAGCCACGCUGGAGUUCUUCAGCACCAGCUUACACAUCGACAUCGAUAAAUACCAGGAACAGAGAGCUUCAGGGAUCGCGUCUGAAAAACUGUUGAGUGUCUGGCGUGAGAUGGAACAAACUGCUCUCAACUGCGGACAGACGGAGGAUGUGAAUAAGUUGGAAGAGGAGAUGAUGAGCCUACAGACAGACAUCGUGGAAAUCCAGAGACAGCCGUGGAGGAACGGAGAGGCUUUAGAGACACUUGAAGUGAAAGCGAUGGAUUCGUUCCGGAAGCUGCGAGAGAAGCCCAGAGAGCAGAGAUGCGUUGGCGACUGUCAGGAGGUCAUUAAACUGGUGGUUCAAGCCAUUCAGUUUUAUGAGAAGAAGUUACGGGACUUUUACACACACCUGAGUAAGACGAUGGUGUGUCGUCAGAAGGUUCUGGAGUUGUUGCCGUGUGUGGAGGGGAUGGUGAGUGCCAUGGCUGAAAGCGAGAAUCAACUUCUUCAUCUACAGGAGAAGAGACAGAAGGAGCUGUGGAACCUGCUCAAAGUGGCCUGUAGUAAAGUUCGUAGUCCAGUGAGCGGCAGUCCAGACGGAGGUCGAACGCCACCGGGACCUCUGUCCAACAGACCGCCACAUCCCAGCAGCCUCUUCUCUCUGCCCCAGACAGACGAGUCUCAUCUUGCGAUUGAGGAGAGCAAGUCGUUUGAGAAUCGUCUGCAGAGUUUAGUACAAGAAACCAUUCAGGAGACUGAGACCAGCAUGCAGAUGUUGAGGCAGUGGAGCUGGUUGAAUGGAGGACAGGAUCUGUCUUGAUUCAGCUCAGGUGUGACUGUUGUGCGCGUGCGGACACGUGAUGCUCUGCUGGCGCCUGCUGGAGGAUUCAUGACACUGCAGACGAUGCUGACUGUUAUUCUACUGGAGUUCCUCUCUUUUCUUCGAGCAUCAUUUCUUGACCAGUUUAUUUUAGUGUGAAAUUAGCACUGCGUUCACAGGUCAUGAGUUUGAUUCCCAGAGAAAAUAAAUGAACUGUAAGGUG
Molecule: messenger RNA, 2752 nt
Organism: Triplophysa rosa
Lineage: Eukaryota; Metazoa; Chordata; Actinopteri; Cypriniformes; Nemacheilidae
Gene: ikbkb
Product: inhibitor of nuclear factor kappa B kinase subunit beta
Exons: 22
Coding region: 208-2529 (773 amino acids)
Biological process (GO): peptidyl-serine phosphorylation; positive regulation of transcription by RNA polymerase II; tumor necrosis factor-mediated signaling pathway
Cellular component (GO): cytoplasm; IkappaB kinase complex
Molecular function (GO): IkappaB kinase activity; protein binding; ATP binding
Source: RefSeq, a predicted model, not a curated record